AUUUUUUUAACAUGACGCAGAGUAAGAGUUAAAUGACUCAUUUAAAUUCAAAUGUAUUCAAUUAGAAUUUUUUUUUUUUAGUUUUUUUUUAUGUUUUCUGAAAUCUUACUUACUGAUGCACAUUAAAAAUAAAAGUUAUCAGCUUUGAAGAAAAUGUCAGCCAAGGUGAAUGCAAUUGAACUUGCUGAUCUUCCUAACCAAGAGGUACACGUUGAGGUUCAAAGUAAUCAAGAUUGGAAAGCGUACGAUGACUCAAAAUAUGAUUCUCCUGUGCUAAAUCGCUUCGUUCCAUUCCCAACAUACUACUAUAUUAGAUGGAAAUUACUUGCAUUUUUCCAUAUCCAACUUUUGUUUGGCAUCGUUGUAGGAGAGGUAAUACUAUUUUUAAUCUUGGUGGGAGGGUUAGCUGGUUGGUUGGCAGCUAUAGGAAUGUCAACAACAACUAGCGUAACAAGUGCAAUCAAUCAGACAUAUGGUCGACAAAAAAAUCCUACUAAGGAGUUAGCUGAGGAAACCGGAAGUAUAGCUGCAAUACCGCUAAUUUUAUGUUUUGCUUUGGCGUGUCGAAAUUCUUUAUGGAUUGUGCUUGUUGGCGUUCCGUUUGAACGUGGAUUAUUUUGGCAUAAGCUAUGUGCUUGGUUAGGUGUUCUUGUUGGCGCGUGGCAUGGCUACGUAUCUCAAGAGUGGAAUGUAACUGGUUUGGUUCUCACAGGAGCAAUGGGAGGUUUGAUACUGUUUUCUUUUUUUCCAAUAAGAAGGUACUUUUUUGAGGCAUUUUAUCGUUUUCAUUGGAUUUUGUUUCUCGUUGUAAUUGGAUUUUCUGUUGCUCACGGAGCGGGAGUGGUUUUGAUUGGAGCGGGUUUAUGGCUUUUUGAUGUAAUUUUACGAAUAAUUAUUGCUUUUAUUAACAAUAAAAGAGCACGAAAACUAAAAGCAACAAGACUUCCAGCUGGUGUUAUUCGAUUAUCAUUCCCUAAAAAUAAUUUUAAGUAUAAAGCUGGCCAAUAUUGUUUUAUUUGUGUACCUGGAGUAUCAUUGGUUGAAUGGCACCCAUUUAGUAUUUCUUCAUCAUCUCAUGAGCCAAAUGUAACACUUCACAUUCGUGUACUUGGUGACUGGACAAAGAAAUUGUACAAUUCUACAGAGCAAACAAGAGACCUGUUAACUUACGUAGACGGCCCAUAUGGGGCUCCAGGUGUUGACAUAGAUAGUGAUAAAUAUAAACUAAUUAUGUUUUUCAGCGGAGGCAUAGGGAUAACACCUGCACAGUCGAUAUGUAACGAAAUGCUAUAUCAGUAUAAGAGAGGCAGACCACUGCAUAAAAUUAUAUUUGUGUGGUCAGUCCGAGAUUUAUUUUUAGUUGAUUCUGUACUUGAAUAUGAUAAAGAAAAUAUCACUAACAAAAGUGUUCAUCGUCUGCCGAUAUCGUUUCAACCUGAUUUAAUUAAUCAACCAGAUGUAUCCGAAAAAAUUUUAGAGAACUAUUUCCAUUUGACUAAAGAGCGCGAUAAAUCAAAGUUUGAAGAAGCUAAUAUUAAACCAGACUUACAACCAGAUUUGAGAUUUGGGCGACCAGUUAUAUCAGAAUAUUUUGAAAAAAUGACAAAAUUUGCACUAAUGGAUCAGCAAUAUAAGAUUGCCGUUAUUUCGUGUGGUCCGUCAAGUAUGGUAAAUGAUGUUGAGAAGAUGUGUAAUAAAUAUUCUAAGAAAGGCUUGUCGUUUCAUUUCCAUAAAGAAGUAUUUGAAUUCUAAUUUAACUUGAUUAAUUCAAUAUAACAGUAAAUUAAACGACACGGUGCCGUUGUAACGAUUUCUCGGUACUUUAAUAUUAUUCAAUGACAAUAAUUUUGUCUUCAUGCAAAUGAAAAUAUAAACUGUAAUUUUUUUUCCGACCUCGUAAUUUGGCUAAAAUUACAUGAAAAACAUUUUUAUCUUAAACCAUUAAUUUAUUGUAACUUUUUAAAUAAUUUUUAAAUAAAUUUUUGUUACACUAUAACAGUUUUUAUAUAAAUAUUUUAUUAAACUAUAAUAGUUGAAAACAAGUUAGUAUCAUUUUUCAUUUUUAAAUUUCUAUUGUUUUUUUAUUAUUAUAAUUUUUAUCUAACUAUAUAACAUAUAAAAAAAUUUUGUGACAAAAAAAUUGUAA
This is a messenger RNA of Hydra vulgaris (swiftwater hydra), 2146 nucleotides long. Its product is annotated as superoxide-generating NADPH oxidase heavy chain subunit A. Gene Ontology annotation, molecular function: oxidoreductase activity. Gene Ontology annotation, cellular component: plasma membrane. The record is from RefSeq and is a predicted model, not a curated record. Lineage: Eukaryota; Metazoa; Cnidaria; Hydrozoa; Anthoathecata; Hydridae.